CAGCCGCCUCACCGCGGUUCCCGUUUUGGCAGGGAUAUAAAGGCGGUGCGGAAGGACAGACUGGCAGUGGCACCGUGGGGCAGCCAGGAUGCGAGCGCAGAGCCUGGUAGUGGCAUGUGGGGCACUGGCCCUGUGCCUGGCACUCACCGGCGCCACCAACCCCGGCUUCGUGGUCAGGAUCACCCAGGCAGGCCUGGACUAUGCCCACCAGCAUGCGAUCGCCAUCCUGGAGAAGGAGCUGGCCCGGCUGAAGCUGCCGGACAUCUCGGGUGAUUUUCGUUUCCUGGGGAAGGUGUACUAUCAGAUCUCCAAUUUGGACCUUCGCACUUUCCACUUGCCACACUCGCAAAUUUCCCUGGUCCCCAACGUGGGCCUGCAGGUCUCCAUCUCCAAUGCCUUCGCCGAGCUGAACGGGAACUGGCGGGUGAAGUACGGAUUAAUCCGGUCCAGUGGUUCAUUUAACCUGAAGGUGGAGAACGUCUAUAUCAGAAUCAACCUGAGGCUGGGCAGUGACAGCUCUGGGAAACCCACCGUUGACACGUCCAGCUGCAGCACCCGCAUCUCCAAAGUCCGCGUACGCUUCUUGGGCAAGCUGUCGUUGGUUUACAACCUCUUCAAAAAGGCUGUUGAGUCCAGACUGCGUAAGGCCCUGGAGGGGAAGGUCUGUGACAACGUGGCCAAGGCCGUGCGGAAUGAGCUCCAGCCUUAUGCCCGGACCCUGCCAGUCACAGCCAGGAUAGAUUCCAUGACUGGCAUCGAUUACGCCUUGGUGGCAUCCCCAACUGCUACCGCCCGCUCCCUGGACACGGGCCUGAAGGGCGAGUUCUUCUCCCUGGCCCACCGCGCCACUGUCCCUUUCCCUCCACUGCCGCUGGGCCUCCCCCCGGAUCACGAACGCAUGGUUUACUUUGGAGCCUCCAGCUACUUCUUCAACACUGCCAGCUUUGCCUACCACAGUGCCGGGGCACUGGUCUUUGAGAUCUCGGACUCCAUGAUCCCAGGAGGUGCUGACUUCCGCCUGAACACCUCCACCUUCUCAGCCUUCAUUCCUCAGCUGGAGACGAUGUACCCAAAGCUGCCGAUGAAGUUCAGGCUCUCCACCCGCUCCGCUCCGUUCCUGAGCAUUGGACCUGGGGGGUUCUCGCUGCAGCCUGUGGUGGAUGUGCAGGCAUACGCCGUCCUCCCCGAUGCCACCCUGGCUCCCCUCUUCCUCCUCAGCCUGACAACCAACGUCUCUGCCGUUGUGGAUGUGACAUCUGGGCACAUUGUUGGGAGCCUGACUGUGGGCAGGAUUAAACUCUCUCUGAAGCAGUCAGAUGUCGGUGCUUUCCAGGUGCGAACGCUGCAGUCUAUCAUGAAUAUCGUGGCUUCCAAAAUCCUGCUCCCACGUGUCAAUGCCAGGUUAGGGGAGGGCUUCCCGCUGCCGCUGCCCGACAGGAUCCAGCUCUCCAACAUCCUGGUGCGGUUUCACCAGAAUUUCCUGCUGCUGGGAGCAGAUGUGCAGUUUCAGCCCCAGAUCGGGAGAUAAGGUGACAAGAGAGACCUCGAGCACCAAAACUGCCCCGUCACCCCUUCCCUUCCCUCGGCCCCACCACUGGAGCUGAAGUGCCUGGUUCUGCCGCAAUGUCCCUCGCUGCCCGGAUGGCAGCCGGGGACAGCAGCACCGGCCCCCCUGGAGCUGAACUCCCCCAGCCCGGGUUCACCCAGCACUGCUGGGGGGGCCCCGGACCCCAAGCCCCCCAGUCCCCUCCUCUCCCGCCUCUGCCGUGUCGGAGGCAGCUGAUGGCAAUAAAGGCGGCCGGUGGGGGCUGUGGUUGUGUGUGACCAUCA
This is a messenger RNA of Columba livia (rock pigeon), 1830 nucleotides long. Its product is annotated as bactericidal permeability increasing protein. The coding region runs from base 89 to 1528 and encodes 479 amino acids. The record is from RefSeq and is a predicted model, not a curated record. The transcript has 15 exons. Gene Ontology annotation, biological process: innate immune response; lipopolysaccharide-mediated signaling pathway; defense response to Gram-negative bacterium. Gene Ontology annotation, molecular function: lipopolysaccharide binding. NCBI's taxonomy places the organism in Eukaryota, Metazoa, Chordata, Aves, Columbiformes, Columbidae.